This is a messenger RNA of Trichophyton benhamiae CBS 112371, 717 nucleotides long. RefSeq lists its product as uncharacterized. The transcript is spliced from 5 exons. Lineage: Eukaryota; Fungi; Ascomycota; Eurotiomycetes; Onygenales; Arthrodermataceae. The record is from RefSeq and is a predicted model, not a curated record. Bases 1 to 717 code for a protein of 238 amino acids.
AUGAGAAAGGUUAGGCCGCCCUACCCACCCGCUGCAGGAAGCUAUAAGAGUCAUCUAUCCUGCUACUUUGAUAGAAGAGAGAAGAAAGGCAAAAAGGAAAUCAGCCUACCUAAGAGAGGAUUUGCUGCUAUUAGUAGUGUGAUAUCACUGCCUCUUUCUUUUAGCUCAAUAUCUGCCUUUGUCGACCAGUUCCUUCCGCUGAGGACGCCGAGAAGACUGCACAGUGCCUGGUUUAAAAGGGCUGCCGAACCCCUCCGUCCUCCUUUCACACAGCAACAACAACAUCACCAUCACAACAAACAUCUUUCUGUCAGGCUCUUCUGCUUCCACCACUUUCAUCACCAUCAUCCACACCUGAUAAUCGUUCAAAAAGCCUUUGAAAAGGACAAACAGAACCUCCAAGAUGUACUUCAACGUGAGUAUCUUCUCUAUGCUUCUCUUUGGCUCCCUGCAGCUGAAACGUGUUCUGGGCCACUAACGUCCUUGCAGGUUACCAUGAAGCCUGGUGCUCCCGAUGAGGCCCUCGCCAAGGCAAAGGAAUCAGCCAAGAAGACUGGCGGCACCAUCCGCCACGAGUACAAGCUGAUUAGAGGAUUCACUGUGGAGUACCCUAAUGACCACAACCUUGAUGACGUCCUCAAGUCCAACGACCAUAUCCACGUUGAGCAGGAUGGCCCUGGGCCAGCUAAGAAGGUCACUGCUACUUCGACCAUCUGA